Gryllus bimaculatus (two-spotted cricket) is the source of this 788-nucleotide messenger RNA. The record is from the annotation of a GenBank genome assembly. NCBI's taxonomy places the organism in Eukaryota, Metazoa, Arthropoda, Insecta, Orthoptera, Gryllidae.
GUGAGCGGCGCCGCCGGUGCAGCACCAUGGUGGCCGUCACCGCGCCCGGCGACCCGGACCCCAAGGAAACGCCCCCGCGCUGGCCGCAGUUCCUGGCCGCCGCGCUCGCUAUUACCGGGUCGGUGCUGGGCUGGUCGUCGCCGUCGCUGCCAGUCAUGCAACGCCAGCAGCUGCAGCUGGUGCGAGACAACACCUCCGUCAACGUCACGCUGUUGCCGGCCAUCUUGACAGAGGACCAGGCGAGCUGGGCGGGGUCACUGGUGCCGCUGGGCGCGCUGCUGGGCUCCGUGCCCGCGGGCUUCCUGGCCGACGCGCUGGGCCGCAAGCCCGUCAUGCUGGGCAUCGGCGCGCACUUCCUCUUCGGCUGGCUGCUCAUCCUCGCCGCCACGCUGCGACGGGGGGUGUGGCUGCUGUUCUGCGGGCGCGCGCUGCAGGGCGCGUGCUGCGGGGCCAUCACGGUGGUGGCGCCGCUCUACCUGGAGGAGAUCGCCGAGGCGCAGGUGCGCGGCUGCACGGGCGUGCUCUUCGACCUGGCCACCAACGCCGGCGUGCUCAGCGCCUACGUGCUGGGCGCCGUGCUGGCGCCGCCGGCGCUCGCGGGCUCGCUCGCCGCCCUGCCCGCGCUCUUCCUGCUCGCCUUCGCCUGGAUGCCCGAGUCGCCCGUGCACCUGGCGGCGCGCGGCCGCGACGCCCGCGCGCGACGCUCGCUCACCUGGCUACGCGCGGUGUUGAAGUUAGUAAUGAAACGGUCUUGUGAUGAUGAAAUGAUGAUGAUGAUGAUAAGAUGA